This is a messenger RNA of Astyanax mexicanus (Mexican tetra), 9697 nucleotides long. Its product is annotated as mitogen-activated protein kinase kinase kinase 11. The transcript has 10 exons. Gene Ontology annotation, molecular function: ATP binding; JUN kinase kinase kinase activity; protein binding. The record is from RefSeq and is a predicted model, not a curated record. Gene Ontology annotation, cellular component: centrosome. Bases 1876 to 4923 code for a protein of 1015 amino acids. Gene Ontology annotation, biological process: positive regulation of apoptotic process; microtubule-based process; protein phosphorylation. Lineage: Eukaryota; Metazoa; Chordata; Actinopteri; Characiformes; Acestrorhamphidae.
CCCACCCUCCGGACUGCGUACUGGCAGCAGCGGCGCAGAGCGGAGCGACUGUACGGAGCCCGGGGGGAGAGAGCGCGCGGAGCGGCGGGGCUACAGCGGCGGAGACACACGGGACCACACACCUGUUUAAGGGCUGAGGAGGUGAAGAGCCGCGCGGAGCCGCGGAGAGAGAGCGGGGUGCGGACCACCUCUGUAAACAGGAGCGAAGUGGAGGAGGAAACUCUUCCUGUUCAGAAGAAGUCUGAUCUGAGGAGUUCCAGCGCUGAGAGAGAGGAGAUACAGAGAGAGACACUGUGAGUCUGAGGGUCUGUGAGGAAUGGAGAGAAGUAAGACUGGGUUUUACUGCGUUUCACAGAGUUUUUAAACGUUUUUAAAAAAUCCUGGUCUCUUAUAAACUCUUUUUUCCUCUCUCUGGCCCCCUCUCUCUCUCUCUCUCUCUCUCUCUCUCUCUCUCUGGCGCGCUCCUUUCCUGCCAUUCUUCUGCGCGCCUCUGCGCUUCCUGCUCGGACUGACCAGAGCACUGGACGACUAAAAAUACUGACAAGUCAAAAUGGACAACUAGCCACAUGCUCCCCUGCUCCUCACCUUCAUAUUUAUCCUGAAGAUUUAGUUUUUGGAUUUGUGGAUAUCCUUAUACUCCUACCGUGUUGGACUUUGGACUCCAUCAGUUUAUCUUCUGUGAGAUUUGAAUGGUCAGCAGAUCCUGGACCUGUUUUUUUGGUUCUGAAGUUAUAAAUAUAAGGCUAAAGGAUAAACAAUAAACACCCUCUCUAAAGAGCUUCGAUAAGGCCUCAAAUAUGAGCAAACUUUCUAGGGUAGUACGCUAAAUCGUAUUUUUAUCAAUAUUGUUUUUAUGAACUCCUUGAAUAGCUCCUUGAAAAUUGCACUACCUGCUUGCAGCAACAGAGGCUAGUGCUGUAUGAUAGUGUAUUUUUAAUUGUUAUUCUGAUACACAUUUUUGAACCAGCUUCGAUAAAGCCUUGAAUAUCAGCAGAAUAAAAAAAAUUGCAUUACCUGCAGACUGCUAUGUCUGUACGAUAAAUCGCUUUUUAAAGUUAAUCACAAUAAGAGAUUUCACGAUAAACACCUGAGGCAAACAAACAAAAGAGCUGCGAUAACUACUUAAAUAACCCUGAAUUGCAUUGCUUGCUUGCAGCAACAGAGGACUGUACGAUAAAUCAUAUUUUCUUCAUUAUCGCAAUAUGAGUUUUUAGAGUAAAGGGCUGUGAUAACUUUUUAAAUAACAGCAAACCCAAAAUGCUUUAUCUUUGUGCGGCACAAGAGGGAGUUCUUCCUGUUACAGGCUAGUAUGAUAAAUUAGAUUUUUAGCAUUAUCGUGAUAUGAGAGAUAAGGUUUAUCGUAAGAGGCCCGAUUGCAGCCAAGCCAAGUGCCAGAAACUAGUUUAAUGGGAUACACAACGGUGUUAUCACACAUUGUGUUUUUUGUCUAUAUUGGGCUUCCGUAUGUUCCUCCAUUCCUCUCCAUGUUCUUUCAGCUCUGUAAGAAGCAGAAGCUGAAGUGAGCUCAAGUACGUAAGUGCAUGGAGACCAGUUGGUGUCCAGGUUCCAGGUUCUCCCACACACAACCCAUUCUUUGGUUAACUUUCUUUUGGCCUAAAGCCUGACUAAAGCCUGCCCCAAACUUCCAUGGAGCCGUAGGCCUGUGAUAUCCAUGUCCACAGUUGUUGGGGUGUCAUUGUGGAGUGCUCUGGCUGGCGAUGGCUGUGUGACCUUGCACUGCUUGUGCUUGAAGCUGGAUGCAGAAGGCCCUCAUGAACCUUCCAGAGGGGUCGCAUCGGGAGAGAGGCGACGGGAAGUACACAGUUCGACAAAUCAAGUCGCCAUUUAAACCACGUUGUGCACAGAGAACCACACAUGGAGCCGCUGAAGAGCAUAUUUACCCGCGGCCCUCUGGUGCCCUGGAAAAGCCUGCAGGACUCUCAAAAAGGGAGCUUCAGCAACCCGGUGUGGACCGCUUUGUUCGAUUAUGAAGCAUCAGGAAAGGAUGAGCUGACCCUGCGCAAGGGAGAUGUUGUGGAGGUCCUGUCUUUGGACUCUGAGGUGUCUGGAGACGAGGGCUGGUGGGCGGGCAAGGUGAACAACAAGGUGGGCAUCUUCCCCUCCAAUUAUGUCUCGCUCAAGCCCAGUGGCUAUGGUAAACUGCCCCCUAGUGUGGGCGACGUGGCCCACGAGCUACAGUUUGAGCCUGAGGUGGUGGAUUUUCGGGAGUUGAGCCUAGAGGAGGUCAUAGGGGUUGGAGGCUUUGGGAAAGUGUACCGGGGCACCUGGAGAGGCGGGCUGGUGGCCGUCAAGGCAGCUCGGCAGGAUCCGGAUGAGGAUAUUAGUGUGACUGCGCAGAAUGUGCGCAACGAAGCAAGACUCUUCGCCAUGCUUACGCAUCCCAACAUCAUCGCCCUCAAAGGGGUGUGCCUGCAGGAGCCCAACCUGUGCCUCAUCAUGGAGUACGCUUCCGGUGGGCCGCUGAGCCGGGCCCUGGCCGGCAGACGCAUCCCGCCGCACGUCCUGGUGAACUGGGCCGUGCAGAUCGCUCGAGGGAUGCUGUACCUGCACAAUGAGGCCAUAGUACCUGUCAUCCACCGUGACCUCAAAUCAAACAACAUCCUGCUGGCUCAGCCGAUAGAGAUAGAUGGUAUUGAGGGUAAAACUCUGAAGAUCACGGAUUUCGGACUGGCCCGAGAGUGGCACAAGACCACCAAGAUGAGCACGGCUGGCACCUACGCCUGGAUGGCACCAGAAGUCAUCAAAUCCUCAACCUUCUCCAAGGGCAGUGAUGUAUGGAGUUACGGUGUGCUGCUGUGGGAGCUGUUAACAGGUGAGGUGCCGUAUAGAGGUAUAGAUGGUCUGGCUGUGGCAUAUGGAGUGGCCGUCAACAAGCUGACCCUUCCAAUCCCCUCUACCUGCCCCGAACCAUUCGCCCAACUCAUGGCAGAGUGCUGGGAUCAGGACCCCCACCGCAGGCCAAGUUUUGCCUCUAUCCUGUCUCAGCUGUGUGCUCUGGAGCAGCAGGUGAUGGAGGAGAUGCCCCAGGACUCCUUCCACUCACUGCAGGAGGACUGGAAACUGGAGAUCCAGGACAUGUUUGAUGAGCUGCGUGCCAAGGAAAAGGAGCUGCGGUGUCGUGAGGAGGAGCUGAAACGUGCGGCUCUGGAGCAGAAGUCUCACGAGGAGUUCCUGCGUCUGCGAGAGCAGCAGCUGGCGCAGUGGGAGCAGGAUGUGUUUGAGAGAGAACUGUCUCUGCUCAUCCUCCACCUCAACCAGAACCAGGAGAAACCCAAUGUCAAGAAGCGAAAAGGCACCUUCAAGAAGCACAAACUGAAGAGCAAGAACGGAGAGAAGAUCAGCAUGCCACAAGAUUUUAUCCAUAAGAUCACAGUGCAGGCGUCUCCUAGACUGGAAAAGAGACGGAACUCUCCGGAUUUGGGUUCUCCUUCAAUUGGCCCUCGCUUCCGUGCUAUCCAAUUAGUCAGCCCUGGUGACAGUAAGUGGAACUCUGUCUGGCCCCUGGAGUCUCUUCCUCUGAAGCAGCCAAACGGGGAGCGCCGAGUACCCCCCCACUGGAGCCCCCAAAGUCCGAAGAGCCCUAAAAGCCCUAAAAUGCUGCGCCUGAGCCCACAGGACAGCGGUCUGUCUAUGAGGGCCAGGCUUCUGGAGAUGGACAGCAAUGAAAACGGCGAGUUCAAAGAUGAUUUUGAGGAGUACAGACCCACCACGCCAGAACCAAGCCAAAACGGCUCCAGCUUAGGGAAAGAGCCUUCUUGGACAGCUCUUCCUGAAGAGGAUUCUGGGAGUGAGGAGGGCUGUUUAUCCCACCGCAGUUCCCCAAACCCGGACUGCCGCUCCAGCAUGCCUGCUCACGUUAAAAGCACUCACCAGGCUUUGCUCAGCAGUGCCUCGCUGCUGGCCUCUGUGGCUCUGGGCCGUUAUUUAGAGCCCCAGCUCCCACCAACUCCCCCUCCACGAACUGCCCCCAGGACUAAAUCCCCUGCACUGGAGCGUGAGCUCCCCACAGUGGCUAUAGAGUACAUACCCACAGACCCAGCUGUGGUUGAGGAUCUUAUAACAUUCAGUACAGACUCUCUGCCUCAAGAGAUAUUUGAAGCUCAACUGAAGCCACCAGAGACUAAACCCUUACCCCUGACUCCUCCUCCACCAAACCCCAGAGACAGGUCAGGUCGCAGAACCCCCCAGCACAGCUCCGCAGAGUGGAUCACUCAGGCUAACGGAGAGACGGCAAGCGAAGUUGUGAGUCAACCUGGAGAAAGGAGGAGAAGAUCAAGUCAAGGACUUUCCUCACAAUUAGUGUUGGACCUACCCUUGUGCCAAGACACUAUGGUGGACGCUGACGACAAAUCCCCCACCCCAUUCGCUCUGUAUCCAGACCCUCGCCUUUGGAGCCCCAAAACCCGCCGCCUGGAGGUCAACAUCAUCCCCCGGCCCAGGCCAUCCCCCAUCCGUCCCCGGAUCGAUCCCUGGAGCUUCAUUUCGGCUGGUGUGACCGAAAGAAGCAACUCGCGGAACAACCUCACUUCCAGCAGCCCCACAAGUCCGAGACAGGGGUUCCAGCCCUCACCCACCAAUCCCUUUACGAACUGUGACCCAUUUCCCUCACCUGACUGUGACCCUUUCAGCCUCAAGGCUGACCCCUCUGUGAAUUCUGACCUUCCCUCCCCCUUUGACCCUUUUUCUGCACCUUUCCCUACGUCUCGCUCCGCACCGUGCUCCACUAACGGCAGUCCUAACCUCUCUCUCAGGGUUGCUCCACUGAAUCCAGCUGACUCCCCACUCAUUGACCUGGGCUGGGCAGGGGUCAGCAAGCCCCUAGCUAUUGCCAAAGAAAAAGUUUGCCCUAAGAGAGUUCUGGGUUUAAGUCCCUUCAGUCCCCUUAGAGAUGACAGAUUCUGAACUUUAAAGAGGGAUUGUUACCUGUCUAGUUCGGGGCACCCAAGCUGCAGUUGGCCUUGAGAUUUGGUGCUUUGGAGGUCUCUUUGGAGUUCUCUUUGGUGUUCCUUGUGGAAAGAAAUGGGAGGAAAAUGCACAAUCGCCCUAGUUUAAAAAAAAAAAGAAAGAAAAAAAAAAAAAAAAGUGCCCCAAACAGUGUGUGUGUCUGCUCUUUUAUAAUGUUGGCUUAAACAGAGUGAAACUUAAUAUUUACAAACCUUUAUGCACUUCAGCAACCAGAAAGGAUUAUUCCAGAAGCCAAUUGUUUUCUUUGCAAUGUUUGGUAAAAUCUGGUAAAAUUGCCCUUCAGGUCUCUAUUUCCUGUGAAUCCCAGAAAGAGAAAACAUACACUGCCUUCAUAUGCAUUUUUUCAUAGGUUACCACAGCUUGUGCUAAUUCUGCUAGUUGCUUAAAAAAUGUUUGAGCAAAAAUGGUAACACAGCUAACAGUGAAAGAAAGUUAGAAAGAAAGCUCGAUCUUGGGCAUUUUGCAAACUAGCUUUAGGUUGUAUUGUAUAUUAUCUCUGCUGCCAUCUUUUGGUUGUAAAAAUGUAACAGGUAUCGGAAAUUAUUAAUCCUAUUCUGAAAUUACUGGUUGGAUAAAAAGCAAAACUCAUGUGCACUCCCCAGUUUUUCCAUUACCUAAUUACAUGUAAUUUCAUGUAAAAACAUUAAUAGAAUAACUGACAAGUAGUUGGAUUAUGUAAUGCAUGUAAACACAUUCAUGCACAGUCCCCACUAUAACUUAAUCAGGUCUUCUUUGCUUAUUAUCAAGUAAAUUGUCUGUCUGCAAAUUGCUAAUGGGUUCCCCUUUUGUGCUGGACCAUCUGUAGCAGCUUGUUUCAGCCCAGUUCAAACGUGGAUUAGGUAUGCAAUGUUGAUUGGAUCUAAACAAUGUGUUGCCUUUCAUAACAUAAUGAAGCUAAAGCUAUUCUGCAUUCCUAAGUACAUGCUGCAGUGGAAAACAAAUCAAAACUGUACACAUGCCAAAGAACAGAACAACUCAGGACAACAGAGCUUUGCUGCAACAUGCAAAAUGCCAAUGGGUCGCUGUGCCAACUUCUAAUCUAGAUAUUAAAACCUACAUCGUUAUACAUACAUACAUACAUAAUAUACACUAGGACUGGGCGAUAUGGAUCAAAAACUAUAUCUAAAUUGCGAUAUACGAUAUAUAUCUCGAUUAUUUUUUUUAUCCCAUUAGGUAAUAUCAAAAAGAUACUUUUGAGACAAAGCUACAUGUUCCAAAUUUUCAGUGCUGUAUCCUGUAUAUUAGAGUAGCCUCAACAACUGAAAGUCAUUUCAAAUUAUAGUAAUUAUAAACAUUAAUAAAAGUGGCCUAAAAACAAGGGAUAUAUAAAAAAUACAUUGUGCUUUUGGAAAAAGAGGAUCUAAAGUGCUUAAGAAAAAGUAAAUAAAAAGUGCAGUUUGAGUUUUCUGUAAAUCUGGGCUGAAACGGUGUCAGGUCUAUUCUCAUACACAUGUGAAGGAGCUGGUUGGUCAGUUCAGGUUAGAAUGGGUGUGUCUGCUCUAAAGAUCAGUGUUUAGUUCAGUGGUGAUGCUUCACGCUGCUGCGGUUUAUCAGAGCCAUGAUCUCAGAACAUGAGACGUGCUGCUGUUUCGCUGAAAAGUCAGGUUCUGCCGUCACUGUGUGUUUUAUAGAGAGCAGUGUCUGAAUGAGCUUCGUAUCUCUCCUCUGUGCGCGCCACACUUUAUUUAGAACGAAGGCGAUUGGUCUUUGAGUUUCCUGCACUGCAGAACCUCAGUCAAUGGAAGUUCAAAAUAAACCCUGUAGAAGUGAACUAGUUCUCAAUAGGUCCGCCUAUUACUGACCCCCGCUCUACAAAAUACCUUAUUCUGCUGCUCAUCUGACUCACUGAAUCCAAACCAUCUGGAAAUGAGCUGUAACGUUAGGUUUCUGUCACCUGCUCUCUCUGCUGACUACUGCGGUGGGGGAGGGGUAGUGUGUUUAGUGAGGGAGGGAGGCGGGGCUAGGUGCAGCUGCGCAGAGACAGCGGGAGAACUGGCUCACUUUAAUGCGGCGUAGUCUAUAUUGAUAUAAACUAUAUUGUCUCGUCUUAUAUCGCAUAUGAAAAUAUAUAGAUAUUUUUUAAAUCUCGAUAUAUCGCCCAGCCCUAAUAUACACUGAAAUAAGUUUACCAGGGUGCUUCAUUAACUGUAGUACCAUUACAGGUUACAGUGGCUAAAUUUGACCUAUCCACUCUCCCAUAUACAGGUUUUUGAUAAGCAAGAUUUUUAAAAUUUUAAGCUCAAUGAAUGUAAAUUUAACAAACAUAAAUCUUAUUGAUCGUGAAAGUUUUCAAAAUUAUUAUCAGUUGUGUGUUUAAAUGGACAAACCCACUUAUGCUAAUCUCCAACUACACAAUAUUUCUCUCAACGUUUAAAAAGUCAGAUUAAGCACUAAUCAUACCAUAAAUAAUACAUUUGGUGCUGUGUCUUAGUCUGGAAACACUGCGCAUUUGACAUCAGGGAGGAGAAGAAGCUGUUACUGAAGCACUGUGUGAGGCUAGUGGUUUUGUACUCUGAAAAGAAAAAGAAACAGAAGACAGUAUGUGAGUGACCCAAAGAAAAACAAUGUAAAGCUGGCCCCUUGUAUAAUUAGAAACUGAAUACAGAUAUUUUCAUGUAUUAGAAGAAUUUUGUCCUAAUAUCAUUCUUUAAAAAUUCUUACCUGUUAUAUGUUAGUGCUGCAUUUGUGCUGGUUUGUGUCAAUGAAAUAAAUGUGGGAAUACAGUAAAUUUUUAGCAGGUAUUUGUUUUAUGGCAGCUUUAUAAGAAAAAGAAAAAAAACACAAAUUAUGAAAACAUAUAUUAAGCAAACUGACUGUACUAUUUAUAUGCAGUUUAAAUAAUCUGGGCUCAUUUUAACAGUACUAACCAAAUAAAUGCAGCAUAAAUGCAGCACUAAUGAAUAAGAACAUUUUGAUGAAAUUUGGAGCUUAUUUGGUACUUUUGGCACUUUACCAUAACUCAAUAUUUGACUAAAUAUUAUUUUGCUUAUAGCUCAAUGAUGAAACUGCAACAACAUUAUUUUGACCACAAAAAUGCAGCAGUAACAGAUUGCACGCUGAUGUGGGGCUAUUUUACAUACUCGAGUAUGAGCUGUUUUUCAUUGUGAUUAAAAUUUGAAAGGACACAGAGUUAAAGUUAAAGUAACAAAAUAACUUAAGUCACAUUGGCCAGACUUCCUUCUCCUAAAUUGAGCCACAAGAGAAGUUGACCUAAAUAUUUGUUAAACUACUGACUGGAGCUUGCUUCAAUACAAUGUCCCCACUACCUCCCUUUUAUAUAAAGAUAAUGUGCAUGUACUGUACUGCAGAUCUUGUAUCUAUUUUUUAAUCCUGCAUGAGCCCAAGCUUUUACUGUGAUGUCCUUCCCAAGUGAUCUCUAGUCUUCUACAGUAGCAGGUUACAGUUAGAUAAGCACCCCACUAAGAUAAUAGCAUGUGUUAUGAACUGGAAUACGUUUAAAUUGAUUAAAAUUCCAUUAUGACACUUUCUGAAUUAUAGUCCAGCCUUAUUCUCCUUAAGUGUCCCCUAGGCUGUCCACCAUGCUAAUCCCCUUUUAAACAAGGAGAGUUAUUUCAGCUUCUAUGUCCAAGGCUAUAGAAAACUCAGCAACAUCAAAGCAUCGCUCAAGGCUUCUUGCCUCUUUGUUAUGCCUGUUUUUCAGAGUGCUCAAAAAUGAGCACAGGGAAAGUUAUUCAGAAUGAUGCAGGUACCAGACUGAAAAUAAAGGACCUGUCUAAAAAACAUGGUCAAUUGCAUAUAUAGUGUAAACUUUACAAAACUUUGUCAAAAUAUCAAAAGUAAUUGAGAAUUAAGAAAUUACUGUUAUGCAAAAAAAUUGAUGUCUUCUAAGCAGGAAGAAUUUAUUUUUUUGUUUCUGUCCACUAUAAAGCGAUAAUACAUGUUGUGCUCAAAGUUUGCCCUUGAAACAUUUUACAGUUAUUUUUUGUUAUAUGUUAUAUUUAAAGCUUUUCAGCCUCAUUACAUUCACUACAAAUAAAUGCAUGUCAGGGCAGAAUUAGUCAAUUUUCAAAGAAGGGGAAAGCUUAUCUCUCAGGACAAUUUUGGAGUUGCCAGAACCUACCCCUUGAGAAAAAGCCUACUUUAAAAAGCUUCAUAUACAGUAGUACAACUAAACAAUGACCCUUACCCACCAAGUAAACAGCCAACACCCCUAAAUCUAAGGUAUACAGCUAGUGUUCCCUCUAUCAGAAUGACCCGUAGGUUGACUAUGUGCUUCAGGUGUUUGUACCCUAUUGUGGCGUGUUUUUUUCUUCUUUAUAACAGAUGUGAAAGAAUGAAUACCUGUGAGAAUUGUAGUUUGGUUUAGAUUGACGAUCAUUUUCACAGAGCAGCGAAAAACAGUAUUUUGGAGUUUAAAGUUGUCUUGAGAAGAGACAGUAUCAAUUUGUAAGAAUGCCUUGUCUAGAGACUGUAUAAUUGUGGCUAGAAUCAUCAGUGUACACGUUUGACAGUAGCUCUGCUAACAAUUAAUUAAUUAAUAACAUUAUGCUUGUUAGCAGUAAAUCUGCAGCUGCGUUUACACACAUUUUCCACAAAAACACAAGAAUACAGAUUCCAGUGGUUUAGAAAUCACAGUUUACACUGUGCUUAAAUCAAACCUUACCUCAACCCCACAGACCAUUAAUUUACCACAGGCUACUUUCACAUGCUAACAACACAUCCCCAUGUUUCUUUGCCUGCAAUCAACUGA